This is a messenger RNA of Aedes albopictus (Asian tiger mosquito), 3705 nucleotides long. It is a transcript of the gene WASp, whose product is annotated as actin nucleation-promoting factor WASL. Gene Ontology annotation, cellular component: plasma membrane. Gene Ontology annotation, biological process: actin filament organization; regulation of Rho protein signal transduction. The transcript is spliced from 8 exons. The record is from RefSeq and is a predicted model, not a curated record. Lineage: Eukaryota; Metazoa; Arthropoda; Insecta; Diptera; Culicidae. Gene Ontology annotation, molecular function: small GTPase binding; actin binding. Bases 55 to 1467 code for a protein of 470 amino acids.
UUUUCUUGCUACUUGUUGUCGUAGACCUUAUGCACCGCCGUGGUACAGCUUUACAUGACGCAAUCGCCCGCACAUGCUUCCUGGAUGAAGAAAUGGACCGGGGCGUUGUGUUUCAUCAAGGACAACAUCCGGAAGUCGUACUUCUUUCGGCUGUACUGCCUCAAGGGCAACCGACAGGUGUGGGAGCAGGAGAUCUACCAGGGAAUCGAGGUCACCAAACCGAGGCCGUUUCUGAUGGUGUUUGAAGGAAAGGAAGGAAUUGUGGCGUUCAACUUUGCCACGGAUGAUGAGGCGACCGCAUUCAUGAACACGACCACCUCGACGAUAUCCAACCGAAACCGACGAAGAGAUGAACGCAUCAAACGGAGCAGCACACGCAAGGAACCACCUCCAGCACGGCCACCACCGGUAUCCAGCCAAAAGGAGGACACCACUGUCACUCUACGCCACAAGCCAACGUUUUCUGCUCCGACGAUUCCCAAUGCCGCCGUUCAGCCUCAACCAUAUCAGCCGCCGCAGUUCCACAACCAUCAGCGAUCGGCGGCGAAAAACAAGGGUAAGCCCCGCCUACGCAAGGAGGACAUUGGCAUGCCGUCGAACUUCAAGCACGUAACGCACGUCGGCUGGAGUCCGACCAGUGGCUUCGACCUGAGCGGCGAGGAGGAAACGCUCAAACCGUUCCUCGAGAAGGCGGGCGUGCGAGACCAGCAUUUGAAGGAUCGCGAAACGCGCGAAUUCAUCUACGACUUCAUUCAGAACUACAAGGUGGUGGACGCGAUGAAGUCGGAGCAGAGCGUCACUCGGAAGCAGAAGCAAGCAGCGCCACCACCCGUGCCCGUUCGCAGCCAACAGGAGUCACAGCCCCUGGUAAAUGGAAACACACAGCAACGGAACCCACCGCCGCCGCCUCCCAAUCGGACCUUACCACCGCUACCGGCAACAACCCCACCGAAGGUGAACCAAGCACCCUCACGACCACCUCCCAUGCAGCCAGCUGCCCCGGCAGCGCCCUCUCCGGGACCACCCCCACCACCUCCACCGCCACCUGCCUCUUCCGGUGCCGUUCCACCACCGCCACCUCCGAUGAUGACACCCGGAACGGUGAAAGCGCAAGCCCCUGCCGCUCCCUUGCCGGUCGUGGACGACGGUCGGUCAGCACUGCUGGAUAGCAUCCGCAAGGGAACUACACUUAAGAAAGUGGACCAAAGCGCGCUGAGCACCGGCAGCGGUGGCGACCCCCGCUCGGACCUGAUGUCGCAGAUCCGCGACGGAACGGUGCUACGGCCUGUGGGCGAUCGCGAACCCAACGCGGACCGAAGCAGUGGCAGCGCCGGAAGCGGCGAAGUAGGAACCGACGCGCUGGCCGAUGCCCUACGGCGGGCGCUCGCCGAACGGGGUCGCGUCAUCCGGUCCAGCGACGAGGACGAUAGCGAUUCCAAUUCGGCCAACGACGAUUGGGACGACUAAGGAUCGCUCCGGGGUAAGUUUUGCGGGGAAAGGGAAAGAGAUACGAGUCAACUAUUCUUAUCGAGAACGCGGUGCCAAAUGAUGAUGCGGAUAGAAGAAGAGGAAGUAGUUAGGAGAACAGGUUACCGAGAGAUAACGUGUGGGGGAGACGACCGAGGAUAUAGUGAUAACCUAAGAAGAAAUCGAAUACGCGAGCGUGUAUUGCUAUUAGCUCGCGAUAGAUGCACACAAUUUAAAUCAAUCAAUUUAGUCUUACGAGCACAAGCCUUCUUUUAAAUUGUAAUUAUUUGUUUUAUUUUUCUCUACCGUAUAUGUAACAAACUGCCUUUUUGAAUGUGUAUUUAUAGGGAAAAAAGUAGAUAAUUCUAUUUUCUAGCUUUAUUCAAAUUUCUAACUAUAGUGACUAAAGUGGGGAAUGCAAUGUUACACUUUCAAAUUUUACACUUUCGUUUAAACAGCGUCAUGGGGAUCAUCUGACGGAAUUAUUUUUUUAAUAUCAUGAAGACAUUUUCACUGAAUAUAUGGGGAACUCCACGAAUUUUUACUGAUGAUGCCUCUUUAAAUUUUACGCCUACUUAUAUUGCUCCAAUUGUUUCAAGGGUUCUACUGUGAAUGUCCUUUCACAUCAAGAGCCAAACAAAUAAACUGACUGGACCUACUACAGAAAAUAUUAACACUGUAAAACCAUAAAUAAGACCACAGGUAAACAAACGUAACACUUAGAACAAUUUUCGUGAAAAACCAUCGCCCAACUCACACUACCUGAUGGAAAUCUUUCAGUAAACGCUGCACGGAAAAUCCAAACUACCUAAUAUUUGGGUCGACUUUACUCAAAAUUGAGUAUAUCGAAUAAACUCGUUACCUAAAAUUAGGUUGUUUUCCCUCUCUGGCUCACCGAUGUUGUCAAAAACAAUCAAAGAUGCAUCUACCCAAAGGGCCAAUAAGCCAAUUUUGGGUGAAUGUCAUUCUACUCAAAAUUGAGUUGAAUGAGGGGGGUCUUAGGUUGAAUUUACCUACUAUUGAGUAUAUUUUUAGCUGGGGGUAAAGGCAAUCUACCUAGCGUGAGUUUAAUCGAUUUACUCAAAUUUUGGCUUAUUGGGCCGAACUAUGGAAUUGCGUCAAAAGAACUCAAUUUUGGGUAGUUUGGCGGUUCCGUGUGCGUUGUGCAAUAUCGUCAACAGAAGGCGCUAGUGUGAAACGUCAAACGCUGAGAAAAACGAUGCACGCGCCUCUGUUUGUGAAAGCCACAACUAUGAAGAUUUGAAAAGAUCGGUAAAAGCGUGGCCGAUGAAAUUUUCGCCAAUGUUACGUCUGUUUGUCUGUAUAAUACGUUCAAAUUCUUCAAGUAAUUGAACUUUCUUUAAUAUUGAAUUCAGCUUCGUUGGGGUUUUUAGAUGCUUUUCAUCAAACUUCUCGCACGGUCUGCGGUGAUAUGGAUGGACAUUUUUUAAACGAUCCUUCGGGACUCGUACUUGACACGAAUUUCUCAUGUUUAUAGACAGAAUUCUUUGUUAUUCCACUCAGUCUUUCUCUCUUCGCCUUAGUGCGAAAAGUAACAAAGAGCAAGCAAUCAUCAUUUUAGUAGCUUUUGCUUUCCAUCAAAUUGCAACUUCAAAUAGGGUAUUUUCUUUCCGUGAUUGCCUAACUGCCCACUUAUGCUCUGUUUAGUGCAACGAAAGUGUAACUGAAUGCUUGCAAUUGCGCUGUUUUUGCUCAUACAUUCAAAACAAAAUGUAGUAAUCCCUCUAAUAGCGACAAGUUUAUCGUACGUGAUCCAUUCAAAACAAUAAGUAGAAUAAUAACUGAAGGCAGAAGGAUAGAUACAAUCAUACCGAGCGCGGGCGGGCAUAGUAGUAAAGAAGCACUAGUGUAAACCAGAUCAGAUUCACAUAGACCACCACUGAGUUUUAGGUGUGUUAAUCUGCCUACUUCCUACGACUAGACUUGCCCUGUACCAAAAAAGGUGAAACAAAAUUUUAGAUGGUGUAAAUAGUCUAAAUCAAUUGCCCUAGUCUAAUAAGUUGAUCAGUGGUGUAACAUUGUUUAUGUUUCUUAUUUCUGUAGAAUGAAUGUAGAUUUUCUUCCUUUUCUAAACUAGAACACUGUUCUGUAUUUCUAUUACUAGCUAACUACAAUCCUGUUUAGAUUUGUACUUUUCAAUUUAUACAUGUGUAUUCUUAUUCUUCUUCUGUAUGUAAUAUAUCAAAAAGGCGCAAAUAUAAUUACUAUGUUAACAAA